UAAGUAUGUUUGAUAUUGAAAUGUUGAGCGAUAAAUUACCCCUCCAUUCUUUCGUUACGGUUUGUUGCUGAUUUUUUGUUCAUGUAUUGUCUAUAAGCUCUUUUGUUUCUAUUGGCUUUGGCAACAUAUUCUUCACUAUCAGCUUUAUGAUUCUUGCCUUUUGAUGUGUCAAAGCUAGCAAAACCCAUCAUUUUCUCUAAGAUUUGGUCUUGAUCCAUUUCAUCCAUUUUAUCAAUCACAACUUUUUGUUCCGUAUAUUUAUCAACCUCACCUUUUUCUUUGUUUCGUCUUCUUUUUCUCCUUCUAUUAUCAUCUGACUGUGAAGAGGAUGAAGAGUAUGAUCUGUCACGGCGUCUUCUUCUAUGGUACUUAUCAUCAUAAUCCCUUUUUGAUUUAUUUAUCUGUCCUGUCUUUCCUGUGUGAACGUCUCCUAUCAUCCGAUCCGGAACUGUGUGAUCGCUUGCGAGAGUUCUUUACUCUUCUGGAGUCUUUAUAGUCUUUGGAGUCCUCUGAUUUG
Molecule: messenger RNA, 517 nt
Organism: Moneuplotes crassus
Lineage: Eukaryota; Ciliophora; Spirotrichea; Euplotida; Euplotidae
Source: the annotation of a GenBank genome assembly